Molecule: messenger RNA, 1443 nt
Organism: Ricinus communis (castor bean)
Lineage: Eukaryota; Viridiplantae; Streptophyta; Magnoliopsida; Malpighiales; Euphorbiaceae
Product: replication factor C subunit 3
Exons: 11
Coding region: 150-1217 (355 amino acids)
Biological process (GO): DNA repair; DNA-templated DNA replication
Cellular component (GO): DNA replication factor C complex; nucleus
Molecular function (GO): DNA binding; ATP hydrolysis activity; DNA clamp loader activity
Source: RefSeq, a predicted model, not a curated record
AGAUGGGAAAUUUUGUCGCCUUCCCCGUAGUAAAUAUAUAUAAAUAAAUAAAGCUUCACUCUUCCAGGUCCUCUCUUUCCCGCCACUUCUCUUAGACAAUACCCGCUUUCUCUUCGGUGAUCGAAAGCAAGAAGAAGAAGACGAAGAAGAUGUUGUGGGUAGACAAGUACAGACCCAAAACCCUAGACCAGAUUAUGGUUCAUGAAGACAUUGCCCAAAACCUCAAGAAACUUGUUACUGAACAAGAUUGCCCGCAUUUGCUAUUCUAUGGCCCCUCUGGUUCUGGGAAGAAAACCCUAAUCAUGGCCCUUCUUCGGCAGAUUUUUGGUCCCAGUGCUGAAAAGGUGAAGGUGGAAAACAAGACAUGGAAAAUUGACGCUGGAAGUAGAACUAUUGAUGUGGAGCUUACUACAUUGUCAAGUUCGCAUCACAUUGAGAUGAGUCCUGGUGAUGUAGGCUUCCAGGAUAGAUACAUAGUACAAGAGGUAAUCAAAGACAUGGCUAAGAAUCGUCCUCUAGUUGACGCGAAAGGGAGAAAAGGAUAUAAAAUAUUAGUGCUCAAUGAGGUUGACAAGCUUUCAAGAGAGGCACAGCAUUCUCUACGUAGAACUAUGGAGAAGUACAGUGCUUACUGCCGGCUUAUUCUUUGUUGCAACAGUUCUUCAAAGGUUACUGAAGCAAUUCGGUCUCGUUGUCUGAAUGUGCGAAUAAGUGCACCUUCAGAGGAACAGAUUGUUAAGGUAUUAGAGUUCAUUGGUAAGAAAGAAGGCCUGCAACUUCCACAUGGAUUUGCUGCUCGUGUAGCUGAAAAAUCAAAUCGAAGUUUAAGGAGAGCCGUACUUUCUUUUGAGACUUGCCGAGUCCAACAGUAUCCUUUCACAAGUAAUCAGCCAAUACCUCCAAUGGAUUGGGAGGAAUAUGUUUCUGAAAUAGCAUCUGACAUAAUGAGAGAGCAGAGUCCUAAAAAGCUUUUUCAGGUCCGAGGGAAGUUGUAUGAACUACUUAUUAAUUGUAUUCCUCCUGAUAUUAUUCUGAAGAGGCUGGUCAAUGAAUUAUUGAAGAAAUUGGAUGAGGAAUUAAAGCAUGAGAUCUCCCAUUGGGCUGCAUAUUAUGAACAUAGGAUGCGUCUCGGACAGAAAGCCAUAUUUCACCUUGAAGCUUUUGUGGCCAAGUUCAUGAGUAUAUACAAGGCUUUCCUGAUUGCUACAUUUGGCUGAAGAAGAUAGAAUGGAACUAUGUAAUCAAUUCUGUUAUAAGUUAAAGAUGAUGUAGGAUGACGAUUCCCCUAAAUCUUCCGGUAUCUUUGAUCACAUUCGGUUUUGCUUUUGUGGUAAUAUUAUGAGUGUUCAGUUUAACAAAAUCUUCUUUUUACUAUUUCUUUAAUGGCAUGUAACUAAAUCUGGGAUUUUUGUUCUCUCUUAUCAUGAGUUUAAUGUUUUUGUC